AGCGUGCAGUGUUUAUCGCGUUUUUACGAUAAUAAACAAUCAACUCGUUACUAUUACUGUUUAAUGCUCAUAAUAAACAAAUGAGCUCAUUAAAAUCGGUUCAAUAUGCCUUAUGAGUUACACAGAGCUUAGUUCACGUAUUGAAUUGGUCUCGAAUCCUUCUGUGGUGAUCAACAUUCAACAAUGGCUCAAAAUAAGCAAGAAAUUCGUAUAGCGACUUACAUGUGCCCUACUCAUCCAGUGCAGCUUUACGAAUUAAUAAUGGAGCUGUUAGAAGAUGCUCUUGGCUGUUAUACUACUUUGCAAUAUGAAAGUAGAAGCCCGGGACCAUUGCCGGACCGCCCGGAUCCAUUUUCUACUAACACGAUCGAUCUAGCCUUUAUAACGGCAGCUGCCUAUAUGAAACUAGGUGCGAAACGAAAUGACUACAUUGAACUGCUACCAGUAACACCAGUUUUCGCUCAUCAGAUGAAUGUAGAAAACAAACCGGGAUAUUUUUCCGAUAUCAUAAUUCACAGUGAUAAAAAGGCUCACAACGUAAAUACUUUACUGGAUCUCCGGGGGUGUACUUUUGCAUAUAGUGAUGAAGAAUCGCUGUCUGGAAGCAAAUUGGUUUUAAAAACACUAAAGGAAAAAGGCGAAAACGCAUCAUUUUUUGGAUCUUUAUUAAAAUCAGGAUCUCAUCUUUCUUCUGCUCAGAUGGUACUCUCUAGACAAGCUGAUUGGGCUGCAGUUGAUUCGACAACACUUCUUAAUUCAAAAAAGUUUAUGUAUGAUGGUGGCAAAGAUAUUAUAACUUUGGAGACCCUAGGCCGUUUGCCGCCGUAUCCUAUUAUAGUUAAUUCUAAACUAAAUGCUGAAACCAAGAAGGCUAUUACUAACGCCCUCCUAAACCUGCCCUUAACAUCGAAGUGGAAAAAUAAAUUUGCUAAAUUUGGAGUAAUUAAGUUUGCGGCCAACAGUGAUGUCGCUUAUGAUGGGCCGGCUGCACAGAUGUGGGCCAUCCAAAACGAAAAACUCAAUGUUCGGUAUUAUUAGAGUAUUUCUUAUUGUUUCGUUAGUGUAUAUCAUUUAUAUUUUGUAUACUGAUUAUACUAUUUUCCUACAAUCAUGACAUGUCAAAAAUAAAAAUAAAAAUUAAAAAAUUGCGA
Messenger RNA from Trichoplusia ni (cabbage looper), 1151 nucleotides. RefSeq lists its product as uncharacterized. The record is from RefSeq and is a predicted model, not a curated record. NCBI's taxonomy places the organism in Eukaryota, Metazoa, Arthropoda, Insecta, Lepidoptera, Noctuidae. Bases 184 to 1038 code for a protein of 284 amino acids. The transcript has 5 exons.